AUGGCUACCUCAAUUAUCACGGCGGCCUCCUCUGCCGACCACCACCACCACCGCCGGGCCGCGAGCCCCGGCCCCCACGAGCACGGCCGCCGAGGCGCGGCGCCGCCGCGUCGGGGCCCUGGGAGGAGGAAGGGCAGGAACGGCGGCGACGGCGGCCCGAGGAGGAGGGGGAUGGGUGUGGAGAAGCUCGAGAAGCUGAUGAUGCAGGACCGGUGGAGGAAGGCGGCCGAGGCCGGCCAGUUCCCGGACCCGGUUUCCGAUACGGCCGGGUACGGAUCUCCGGCGGGCUUCAAGUACGGCGGCGGGUCGGACCAGAUCGGGUCGGGCGCCGCCGGGAGCUGCUACUCUGAGCACUGUACCGCUUGUCACAAGAAGAAAAAGUUCGACAGUGGAGACUACGGGAUUUUGGGGGUGAACAGUGAAGAAGCUCAUGAGAGGUUGAAUAUUGGGACGAAAAUGACCCUGGGGACUGGCUUUGCAAAUUCUGGCAAGCAGCAGAUUAAGCUUUAA
Molecule: messenger RNA, 510 nt
Organism: Striga asiatica
Lineage: Eukaryota; Viridiplantae; Streptophyta; Magnoliopsida; Lamiales; Orobanchaceae
Source: the annotation of a GenBank genome assembly